Messenger RNA from Labeo rohita (rohu), 1617 nucleotides. It is a transcript of the gene ghrhr2, whose product is annotated as growth hormone releasing hormone receptor 2. Gene Ontology annotation, molecular function: peptide hormone binding; G protein-coupled peptide receptor activity. The record is from RefSeq and is a predicted model, not a curated record. Gene Ontology annotation, cellular component: plasma membrane. The transcript is spliced from 17 exons. Gene Ontology annotation, biological process: cell surface receptor signaling pathway; adenylate cyclase-modulating G protein-coupled receptor signaling pathway. Lineage: Eukaryota; Metazoa; Chordata; Actinopteri; Cypriniformes; Cyprinidae.
AUGAGCACUAAACGAGAUGCAAAGCUCGCACUAGGACGAACCGGCAUCAACAUUCAGAAACUCGAUGGCAAUACGCUGAGAGACCCGGUGAAAACAGUUCAUCCUGAAUGCUCUAUAGUAUUGCAUCUACAAGAAAAAGAAGCUGAAUGCUGCCUGUGCACAUUCUACCUUGCGGGACUUAACACCACCACCAAGGCGCAGCUGUCCGGGGAGGGUCCUCGAGAGAGCAUCGCCGACUACAUCGAGUGGGUGCUGGUGUCCAGCAGAUCUUCGUUGGCCGCGGAGGAUGACACCAGCCCCACUCAAGACCCAGAGCCCAGCCUACCAGCAUCCCGACACGCGGAAAACAUCAUGAAUCUUAUUGAUGGCUUCAUCAUCUGGACUCUUAUGGCUACAUGUAAAGGGCUGAAGACAGUUCAUCCUGAAUGCUCUAUAGUAUUGCAUCUACAAAAAAAGAAAAGAAAAGCGGAAUGUCAGCUCAAAAUUGGUUUAACCCAGUCUUUGUUCAGCUAUACUGCCACCAAUGCAGGUUGUCUGGUUGAAUGGGAUGGUGUGCGCUGCUGGCCUGCAGCCAGUGUAGGAGAGACAGCUACAGCUUUGUAACGUAAAAUAAUUAUGGACAUGAAUCUGAUCAACCGCACAUGCACUGGUGAGGGAUGGAGUAGGCUGAGUGUGUCAUAUCACAAAGCUUGCUUUCAGGACAACAGCACAGAGCAGGAAGAGACUGGACACAAAUGAGCGUACUUUGCCAAAGUGAAGUUGAUAUACACAGUUGGGUAUGGUGUGUCCAUUGGUUCUCUUUGCGUUGCAGUCUUCAUCUUCUACAUCUUUAGGAAGCUUCUGUCUACUCGGACCUACAUCCAUCUCAACCUCUUCUCCUCAUUCAUCCUGAGGGCUUUGACUGUGUUUGUAAAGGAUGCGGUGUUAUUCGCAGAUUCAUACGUAACCGAAUGCUAUAUUUCAUCUGUACAGGUUUUGUGCAAGACUGUGGUGACAUUUUUCCAGUAUUGUGUGUUAUCAAAUUUCUACUGGCUGCUUGUUGAGGGACUUUAUCUUCAGACAUGUCUAGCAUUCAACUUCACCAACACAAGAACAUGUUUCUGGUGCUAUAUUCUUAUUGGCUGGGGGACACCAUCUGUCACAGUAAUAAUCUGAACAUUCCUCAAACAUAAAUAUGACAAUCAUAGUUGUUGGGAUGACCUGGACAGUAGCUACUGGUGGAUCAUCAAAAUUCCCGUUUUGCUUUCUGUAUUUGUAAACUUUCUAGUGUUUCUAAACAUAAGAAGGGUUAUAGUUGUGAAGACAAAAACCCCAGAAUCGAAUGGAGGAGACAGGAAACUUUACAGGCGACUGGCAAAGUCAGCUCUUCCAGUCAUCCCUCUUUUUGGAGUGCAUUACAUCGUGUUUGCUCUGUUUCCUGAACAUGUGGGUCUACACUAGGCAAGACUCUUCUUUGAACUUGUGCUAGGUUCCUUCCAGGGUUUCAUUGUUGCAAUGUUAUACUGCUUCUUGAACUGUGAGGUCCAGAAUAAAAUAAAGAGAAAAGAGAUCGGCAAAUAUAAGUUCCAAACUGACAACAACACAUUCCAAAUGGCAACCCAAGACUUUACUACAUAA